This is a messenger RNA of Staurois parvus, 446 nucleotides long. NCBI's taxonomy places the organism in Eukaryota, Metazoa, Chordata, Amphibia, Anura, Ranidae. The record is from the annotation of a GenBank genome assembly.
AGAGCCAAAGAUGUUGGCUCGGUCAUGUGAUCAGCUGUGUCCAAUCACAACUGAUCACAUGGGACAUGUACACUGAUCAUCAGGGCACUGAUGAUCAGUGUGCCCUGAUGAUCAGUGUGGCCCCAGAAGUGCCACCUGUCAGUGCCAUGUGCCAGUGCCCAUCACUGACACGUGCCAGUACCCAUCAGUGCCACAUCAAUGCCACAUAUCAGUGCAUACCAGUGCACAUCAAUGCCACAUAUCAGUGCCCAUCUGAGCUGCCUUUCAAUGUCACCCAUCAGUGCCAGUCAGUGCCACCUAUCAAUGUCAAUCAGUGCCACCUAUCAGUGCUGCCAAUCAGUGCCACCUAUCAGUGCCAGUCAGUGUCGCCUAUCAGUGCGCAUCAGUGCCAUUCAGUGCCGCCUAUCAGUGCCAGUCAGUGCCGCCUAUCAGUGCCAUAUAGCAGU